GCGGUUACUAGCCAUCAACAUUUCCGUGGUAUUGAACAUAGUAAGGUUACCAAUGGUGUACUAUAGGGUCGUGAAUAUCUAAUCUGCACAUGAUAACACACAUAAUUAUAGUUUCCAUAUAGUUUGCUACAAGUCAAUAGCUAUAUGGCCGAGAGACAAGACCGUGAACAAGAGUACAUAUUCAGAAAUGUUCAACUCUUAAAGAAUGAUACCCUUGGUACUGGCUCCUACGGGGCAGUGUGUAAAGCCAAGUGUGACCAGCUACUCUGUGCUGCCAAGCUACUCUAUUCAGUGCUCUUUCAAAUAGCUGUGCCUGACCCUGGCAAAGAACAUAGACAUCCGUUUAGAAGAUUCGAAACAGAGUGUGCAUUUCUGAAACGCAUCAACCAUCCCAACAUUGUACAGUACUUGGGGACCUAUCGCGAUCCCGACACAAAUGCACCAGUUCUUCUCAUGGAGCUCAUGGACGAGAGUCUGACACAUUUCCUGGAGUCAUCACCUGUAGACAUUCUCUACCACAUCCAAGUCAACCUCUCCUAUGACAUAGCUCAAGCACUUGCCUUUCUCCACUCCAAUGGGAUCAUCCAUCGGGACCUCUCCAGCAACAAUGUCUUACUGAUUGCAGGCAGUCGAGCUAAAGUCACCGAUUUCGGAAUGUCUAAAUUCAGGGACAUAAACAUCACCCGACUAGCCACAAUGACCACAUGCCCAGGAACACCAGCCUUCAUGUCUCCCGAGGCACUAACGAACCACCAGUGUACACAGAGAAACUAGACAACUUCUCAUUGGGUGUGCUUUUAGUUUAGACCACAACUCGACAGUUUCCAAAGCCAACAGAUCGAUUUGUAACAAGAGAACUGGUUGAUCCACGAUUUCCGAAACAAGCAAUUCGAGCCAAAGUUCCAGUGCCUGAGAUAGAGAGAAGACAAGCCCACAUCA
Molecule: messenger RNA, 939 nt
Organism: Halichondria panicea
Lineage: Eukaryota; Metazoa; Porifera; Demospongiae; Suberitida; Halichondriidae
Product: calcium/calmodulin-dependent protein kinase kinase-like
Exons: 1
Coding region: 145-774 (209 amino acids)
Biological process (GO): protein phosphorylation
Molecular function (GO): protein serine/threonine kinase activity; ATP binding
Source: RefSeq, a predicted model, not a curated record